Molecule: messenger RNA, 1326 nt
Organism: Cryptococcus wingfieldii CBS 7118
Lineage: Eukaryota; Fungi; Basidiomycota; Tremellomycetes; Tremellales; Cryptococcaceae
Product: mitochondrial import inner membrane translocase subunit TIM54
Exons: 2
Coding region: 1-1326 (441 amino acids)
Source: RefSeq, a predicted model, not a curated record
AUGUCCACUCCCCCUCCCUCUACCCCCGCCCCUACUCCCCCCAAACCGCCCGUCCCCCCAGCCGCCCCUGCCGAGCUCACCGGCUUUCGCUCAGCCCUCGCGCACACUGGUAUCCCCCAUUCCGUCCUCACCUACUCUCCGCGCCUUCCCUCGCGCAACUGGCUCAUCUUCUGGUCCCUCUCCAUCUCGGUCACUUCUCUCUACAUAUAUGACCGCCGAGAGUGCAAAAAGAUCAAGGAAGAGACGGUAAAGAGGGUCGAAAAGUAUGGACAGGAGCCUCUGCCCGGAGGAAGCUUGGGUGAGGCGAGGAGGGUCAAGGUCUGGGGAGGCAAGUGGGGUGGUGAUGAGGAUACUGAUAGGGCCAACAGAUACUUUAGAAAAUAUGUCAAGCCAUACCUAGUAGCAGCUGGCAUAGACUACGACAUCCCUGCCAAUCCUCUACACGGAUCCAUCGCCCGUCAGCUCCAUGCCUCUAUUCUCGCCCUCCGCCGUACUUCCCUCUCCCUCGACGCCCCCGCCCCCACUCUCUCUCUUCCCGGCUACAACGCCUCUCCCCUGCAAAAGCUCCAGCGCGAGGUCGAAGGCGGUGUGGUGAUUGUCGGCAGGGCGAGUCUCAAAGAGUACCUGGAAGGCCUGAGGCGGGGAUGGGAGGGCGGUGUCGACAAGUGGGAGUGGGAGCAACAAGUUCGGGAACAGCUCGCAAAAGACGACUUGGCGGUCUUUGGCCCCGAGGAUGCUGCCCCCGCUCCUGCUGCCACCCAAAAUAUCCCUGCUCAUUGGCACGUACCUCCCAUCCCCCUGCCCCCUUCUCCCCCCAUCUGUCUCCUCCCAUUCACAAACCACCUUGGCUUCCUCCAACUGCCCAACAUGAUCUACGACUUUUUCACGGAGCGUCAUAAGGUCCAGGCUGGUGCCGACGCCGCCAUCUCUCUCAUCGAGGGUGGCGUGCGGGAUAUGACGAGGGAAGAUGCCGAGCAUUGGGAAGAGUCUUCUCAGGGUUACUACAACAAGAUGGCGAGGACGACCAAGGACAGGAUGCAAAAGGCACGAGACGACUAUUACGGCGAGUUGACGAAGCGCGUCCAAGACGCUCGGGCCUACGAGAUGGGCGAGCGAGAAAUGACAGAUGAAGAGAAAAAGGCAAACAAGGUGACCAAAAUUGCCGAUCUAAAGGAGGAGAGGGUCAAGCGAGAGCUCAGAUGGAUGGGUAACGAAGAAGGCUGGGACAUUGUCAAGCCCGAUACCCCUGCUACGUGGAGAGACAACUGGGAGGGAUGGUUGAAGGUUUACGACUUGCCCGCCGACGUCAAAGAGAAUGGAUUGUAG